Ostertagia ostertagi is the source of this 255-nucleotide messenger RNA. Lineage: Eukaryota; Metazoa; Nematoda; Chromadorea; Rhabditida; Trichostrongylidae. The record is from the annotation of a GenBank genome assembly.
AUGGAAAGAAGGCUUCUGAUUUUGCUGAUGGUGCCGGUAACGAUGAUUCCUGCCCUUCGUGUGGAGAUCCCUACAAAAUGCGAAUUCGGGGGAAAAGAAUACGACUUCAAUACGAAAUUUAUCGAAGGUGAAGAGAAGACAUUUGGCGGCAUUCACUAUGAAUGUAGGCAGUCUGGAAAUAACGAAGUGCAGCUUCUUGUGAACACGAAGAAGAGCAAGAGUGCAAGGCGGCUUCUUGUGAAGACGAAAGAAUGA